CGGUUGCGGCCUUCUUUCCUAUCGCGAGAACCCAUCGUCUGCUCCAGGCGAUCGCGAAGAAAAACGCUUCUCAGUUACGCUGCUGGCGUCGGUGCAGCUCGCCCGAGCUCACGUGCUGUGAUCGUGUCGUCUGCACCCGCGCAUCUGUGUGUGUAUGUGUGCGUGUCUGACUCCCUUGCUGGUGUGCUGCGUCUAGUCGAUUCGUAGUAUUUAUAAAUUGUAGGUUUUAAAGAACGGAAAGAAGAGGACCAUGGCAGGCGCUGGAAAUCCGCCUUUCCCUUUCCUGAGGAAAUUUGUGACCAAGAAUGAAGCAGUCAAGGAAUUCCUCGCCGAGUUUUUCGGCACGUUCAUCCUAUAUAUGUUCGGCGGCGCAUCAUUCGCGCAUUACCUGUUCACCGACUCGAAGGACGUGUUCGCGGUGACCUUCUGCUGGGGCAUCGGCGUCAUGCUGGGCAUCCAGACCGGUGCUGGCGUCUCUGGUGGCCACGUGAACCCGAUUGUGACGACAUCGUUCGCCAGCAUUGGCAAGCUGCCAUGGCGCAAGGUACCGCACUACAUACUUGGACAGCACCUGGGCGCAUUCCUCGCCUCGGCCAUCCUCUACUUCAACUACAUUGACCUGCUGGACAGCGUCGACGGCGGCGAGCGCCAAAUCUUCGGGAAGAACGGCACGGGAAUCUUGCUCACCACUUAUCCCAACGACAACGUGCACCUUUCCGUCUGCGUCUUCGACACGAUCAUCUGCUCGGGCCUGCUCAUGUUCACCAUCAUGGUGAUCCUGGACGACCGCAACGCGAACACGACCAAGGGCAUGCACGCCUUCCUCAUCGGCAUCAUGGUGGUGGCGCUGUGCUGGGCCUACGGCGCCAACUGCAUGGCCGCCGUCAAUCCCGCCAGGGACUUCCCGGCACGCGUGCUCAGCGCGCUCGUCGGAUACGGCGCCGAGACGUUCACGUUCCGCAACUUCUGGUGGAUACCGAUGUUCGUGCCUCACCUGGGUGGCCUGAUCGGCACCUGGCUGUACGUACUGGGCGUCGGCAUGCACAUCUCGAAGCCCCAGUCCAAGGAUGGACCCGAGGGGGUCAAUCUGCUGCCGCUGGCGCCCAGGGCCGACAAAACAGCGGCCUAGCAGAACAACCGAACGUCGUCUUCCAGAAAUCACCCGCACAGCUCGGAACGGACGACGGUCGCAUCUUCGUUACCAUGGCUCGAUCACACCGACACUGCAACUGGCAGAUGUCAGUGACGGUCACGCAUUACGUCACAAACCACGUACCCGUGAACCCUUCAUUCACACAACGAGAUGAGCUUGAAGCAGCCGUAGAUAUAUAUACGUGUACUCCAUGUCCAAACCACGUUGCAUAUUGAAAAUGUUACUCUCCUUUUCAUCUUGCUGUGUAGCUACCUCUCUCGACACGGCUGAAACAAGCCAGAAAAAUUACAUCGAUUGUUCUCUACGGAAUGUGUGCAUUCUUUUCUUUCUUCAAGAAAAAUGGCAACCUUUAAACAAGCCCCCCCCCCCCGAUUUUUUUCAUAGUUUGAAAUUUUAUAACGGCGUGCUACAGUCAUUGCUUUAUGACUGUGACCCCCCCCCCCCCCUUGUUUUUUUAUUCCUUAAAGAUGGCAAAUAAAAACAAUGGGGCAACAGUGCGAACUUACCACUGCAAAUCCGCUUUGCUAUGCCAGCACGUGGCAUCAUGCACGCACCAUUUGCAACUCUGAAACUGUUUUCGUUCAUUUGUAUAUUUAUGGAUGACUUACGGCUCCAUAUGUUUCUGAACUGCGCAUUAUUCAGUUUACAGGUGAGUCACACACUAAGUGUCCAGAGUGGCUUCUGGCUUACCAUGGCUCACCGGACCGAAGGGUUUAGUGAAGACAAGGUUCAGCACAGAUUUCAGUGACAGGGCAGGGCGUCGCAUGACUCGUGAUGUCCAGGGAGGUCUACUGUAAAAGAAAACACCCAAUCUUUAUCACAAGACCAACUAGAACCUCAGUUUUUGAUCCCGGAGAGAGACGUCUCUGUAUCACGUCUCACGUCUGAACCGAAAAAGUUUACGAGAAUGAAUUAUUUAUCGCAGUUAUUUCGCUGCUCGUCUACCUCUCGCAACCGUGCCUUAGUCGAGAACUACCUAUAGGAUCUUCACUUCGAAGAAGCCAGGUGUCGUGGCCUCACAAAAAAUUGACGUGAAGUGAGGACGUCUCUGGUUUGCAGUUUUAUAGUGGAGCGUUUAGAACCUCGCUGGGUUUCUCAUUGCGUCCACAGCUUCGCCGAGCAGGGGGAGAGAGAGCUGAGAGAGAGUGAAAACCGAGUACAAAAACUUUGCACCAGCGCUCUCGCCGGACUCAGGCGAAGUGAGGUUGCUGUCGCGCGCGCGUUGAUGGAGCGGCUCGAGUGCAAGUAUACGAAUGAACAAGGGUGACUCGAGAGUACAAAGUGAGCUGUAGGACUGCACGCGCUGUGAAUUUAUGCUCAGUGCCACAGUAAUGUGGUAUUGAAGUGGAACCUGCAGCUGACGUCAUCCAAUCUGCAGAGUGAGGCGUCAAUGCACAUGUCGCUGAGCAUCCGUACAUCAUGGCCUCAGUCCCGGGCGCACGCUCGAGCACCUGAGUAAGCCUCGUGACUUUCACUUCACUGCCAUAUUAUCGUGAAACGGAGCGUAAAUACGGCGAUGAAAAAAGAAUGUUAUCUAGCGGAGUUGAAAGCGUUCGACGCGCGCACUGCACGCGCGAUGUGUUACCGUCGGUGCUUGUAGGAUCAAAUAGUGUCUUCACUGCCUUAAUGCUUUGGUACGUUUAUAUAUACUGCCGUAUGAGAAUACGCGAGAGCUCGCGAACGGUCAAGUGUUGGAACUACAAUGUUGGUGCAUUUUCUGAGCUUCUGGCGCAGUGACGGGAACUGGAAUAAAGAAUGAUUUGCCUUUUGUCA
Dermacentor albipictus is the source of this 2926-nucleotide messenger RNA. RefSeq names its product aquaporin-9-like. The record is from RefSeq and is a predicted model, not a curated record. Lineage: Eukaryota; Metazoa; Arthropoda; Arachnida; Ixodida; Ixodidae. Gene Ontology annotation, molecular function: water channel activity; glycerol channel activity. Gene Ontology annotation, cellular component: basolateral plasma membrane; plasma membrane. Gene Ontology annotation, biological process: water transport; glycerol transmembrane transport.